Molecule: messenger RNA, 6632 nt
Organism: Nerophis ophidion (straightnose pipefish)
Lineage: Eukaryota; Metazoa; Chordata; Actinopteri; Syngnathiformes; Syngnathidae
Product: E3 ubiquitin-protein ligase Itchy-like
Exons: 24
Coding region: 182-2839 (885 amino acids)
Biological process (GO): protein K29-linked ubiquitination; ubiquitin-dependent protein catabolic process; protein K63-linked ubiquitination
Molecular function (GO): ubiquitin protein ligase activity; protein binding
Source: RefSeq, a predicted model, not a curated record
UACUGCGCAUGCGCCGCCUGAAGUCCCAGUCGUCACGUGAUCGGAGUUGAGGAAGAUGGUGGAAGUUUGUGCUUCCUUGAAGUAAAACCCGCGACUCUACCGCGAAACAAGCUGCUCUGAGGGAGCUGGGACGUCACUCAAGUUCACCCUGAAGUUCAGGCCUUCAUCCCAGCCCUAUGUCAUGGCAAGUGAAGUCACCAGGGCAGCCAGUUCCAAUGGUUACCAUAUAAAGGCACAGCUACAAAUCAUUGUGCUAUCAGCGAAACUGAAAGAGAACAAGAAAAACUGGUUCGGUCCCAGUCCUUACGUGGAAGUCACCGUGGAUGGCCAGUCCAAAAAAACGGAGAAGUGCAACAACACCCACAGCCCCAAAUGGAAGCAGCCGCUAACUGUAAUUGUGACGCCGUUCAGCAAACUGGUGUUUCGUGUGUGGAGCCACCAGACCCUGAAGGCCGACAUCCUCCUUGGCAUUGCCAUGUUGGACAUCAGUGCCACGCUCAAGUCCAAUAACAUGAUAAUCUCGAAUGUGGUGCAGACCAUACAGCUGUGUGCCGACAGAGACCAGACAGACGUGGUGGGAGACCUGUGUGUCUGCUUGGACGGCAUGGCGGUUGAUACUGAGAUGUUUGCCAAGGCUGAAGUCGACCAUCACAUUAUGUCAAAUGGAGAUUCACAGCAGCCCAAUGGAGAGCAUACACCAAGACAUAGCAGAGACAGUUCGCCCUCUGUAGACAACAUAGAACACCGCUCAUCUCCUCAGGGGCGAAAGUCAGGGACCGUCUCCGGUUCUCCCAGGGUGUCGUCCGGGAGCGUGCGGCCGCGUAGACCCUCCAGGCCUCCGCCCCCAACCCCUCGCAGACCCAUCAUUGCACCGGCAUCUACCAGCAACAGCUCUGCACCAUCUGAAAGCAGUACUGGUCAGGCGGGUUCAGACACACCCGUGCGUUCUACUGUCCCAGGACCCCCAGCAGCACCAGAUUCCAGUCCUUCAGGGAGUUCAGACAGGAACUCCACAGCGUCGACCUUUGGGCCCCCAGCAACCAGACAGCCAUCCAGCAGCGUUGGCCCUGCUGUCACCUCCAGGGUGCCUGCAGUCAACGCUGGGCCGCUACCUCCUGGGUGGGAGCAGAGGGUGGACCAGAACGGCAGAUUGUAUUUUGUUGACCACGUUGAAAAAAGAACAACGUGGGAGCGCCCGGAACCGUUACCACCGGGCUGGGAACGUCGCGUCGACCAGAUGGGCCGGGUUUAUUUUGUCGACCACAUCACACGGACCACCACGUGGCAGCGCCCCACGAUGGAGACCGUGCGCAACUACGAGCAGUGGCAGCACCAGCGUAGCCAGCUGCAGGGCGCCAUGCAGCAGUUCAACCAGAGGUUUAUAUUCGGGACACAGGACCAGGUGGCAGCCACACAGAAUAAGGAGUAUGAUCCUCUUGGGGCUCUACCACAUGGAUGGGAAAAGAGAACCGACAGCAAUGGCAGAGUGUAUUUUGUGCAUCAUCCUACACGGUCGACGCAGUGGGAAGAUCCACGGACACAAGGCUUGUUGAAUGAUAAGCCGCUUCCAGAGGGCUGGGAGAUGAGGUUUACCGUCGAAGGUAUUCCUUAUUUCGUAGACCACAACAGAAGAACCACCACCUACAUCGACCCUCGCACUGGAAAAUCCUCACUUGAAAAUGGGCCUCAGAUCACCUACGUCAGAGACUUUAAAGCCAAAGUACAAUACUUCCGAUUCUGGUGCCAGCAACUGUCAAUGCCUCAGCAUAUUAAGAUCACUGUGACUAGAAAAACGCUGUUUGAGGACUCCUUCCAGCAGAUAAUGAGCUUUAAUGCUCAGGAUUUACGAAGAAGACUGUGGAUCAUCUUUCCAGGAGAAGAAGGCCUCGACUAUGGAGGUGUUGCAAGGGAGUGGUUCUUCCUGCUGUCCCACGAGGUGCUGAACCCCAUGUAUUGUUUGUUUGAAUACGCCGGGAAAGAAAACUACUGUCUGCAGAUAAACCCGGCCUCUUACAUCAACCCCGACCAUCUGAAAUAUUUCAAGUUCAUCGGCCGCUUCAUCGCCAUGGCGCUCUUCCACGGCAAGUUCAUCGACACGGGUUUCUCGCUACCAUUUUAUAAGCGCAUCCUGAACAAGCCUUUAGCCCUCAAAGACCUGGAGUCUGUCGAUCCCGAGUUCUACAACUCUCUCAUGUGGAUCAAGGACAACAACAUCGAAGAAUGCGGCUUGGAAAUGUUCUUCUGUGUCGACAAGGAAAUUUUAGGGGAAAUCACCACCCACGACCUGAAACCCGAAGGAGGAGACAUUCAAGUUACGGAGGAGAACAAAGAAGAGUACAUCAGGUUGGUAGCAGAGUGGAGAAUGUCUCGAGGCGUAGAAGAGCAAACACAGGCGUUCUUCGAAGGCUUCAAUGAGGUCCUACCGCAGCAAUACCUGCAGUAUUUUGACGCCAAGGAGCUGGAGGUGAUGCUGUGUGGCAUGCAGGAGAUCGACCUGGCAGACUGGCAAAGAAACACCAUCUACCGACAUUACCCUCGAGGCAGCAAGCAGAUCCUGUGGUUCUGGCAGUUAAUAAAAGAGAUGGACAACGAGAAGAGGAUGAGGAUGUUGCAGUUUGUCACCGGUACCUGCCGCCUUCCUGUAGGAGGCUUUUCUGACCUCAUGGGAAGCAAUGGCCCUCAAAAGUUCUGCAUCGAGAAGGUGGGAAAAGAGAACUGGCUUCCCAGAAGUCACACAUGUUUCAACAGAUUGGACCUGCCGCCCUACAAGAGCUACGAGCAGCUGAAAGAGAAGCUGAUGUUCGCCAUCGAGGAGACGGAAGGCUUCGGACAGGAGUGAUGUUUUGAAAGCAGCCUCAAGAGGCAGGUACACAGGGAUCAAGACCACAAUGGGACUCUUGUGUGUCUCUUGCAUCCAUCCCAAAGGAAAACCUUUCCGAUCGCUAGCCUUCGUCGGAACCAAAAUCUACCACCGUCGAUCCUGUACCUCAGAAUGAGCGCCAAAUUAGCCAUGGUAGCGUUUGCCAAAAAUCGCCCCUGAGAUCAUCAGCGAGGUUAAAAAGUCACCACUGGAGGGCAGCAAUUGUGUCUUGCUUUGCAUUAGUCCAAAUAUUCAUGGCGAGGUUAAAAGCGGGUCGCCAACAGUGACGCUGAUUGUAUUGUGUUGGCUCUUAGGGUGCACUCACACUUUUUAGGCAAGCGUUUGUUAGAAAAGGUGCACCUGGGCAUGAUUGCUCAUGCAAGAGAACCUAACCUGGGCGUGUAUACUAAUCAAUGAAAUCGCUCCUUCUGCUAGUUAUUAAUGACUAUCGCCACCUUGCAUCAUCUAAAGACUUGAAAUACUGCACAAAGUCCACUGGCAGAUGCACGUUAAAUAGACUUGUCUGCUGCUCCCUCCCAGCCUGCUCGCACCACAGAACCACUCUAAGCAAACUGGGUCGGGCAAUUUGCAAUAUGGCUUGUAUGAUGAAGUGAUGACGUGUAGAGCAGUGUGAGUGCACCCCUAACAAAGCAACAUCACCAACAAUGAUUGUCUCCUCCUCUCUCACCUGUCCCGCUAACAAGACUUUCAAAGGUGAACUGCACUUCUUUUGGGAAUUUUGUCUAUCAUUCACAAUCCUUAGGUGAGAAAAACACAUUUGUUUCUCUUUUUUAUGCAUUCUAACUUGUAAAUAAACGCUAGCAAGAGUCAGCUGACAAUGGAGGUAUUGUGAUUUGCUGUAAUCCGCCUAUAAAGCGUUCUAAAAACAUUUAAAAGCCUCCAUCAAUGUUGUACACACUGAGUUUAUAUGUAAUAUAGUAACAUGCACAUUCAUAAUAACGUAAUAUGUACAUGUUUUGCUAAUUUAAAGCAUAAAUUGGCGCAUUAAUUUCACAGACCCAUCACAGCGUUUGCCAUUUCCUUCGGCAACACUACUACUCACGGCAGACUUCAUGAGCGGCAACGAUGACUACUUUAGAACAAAUGAUAAUGCAAAACUUUAUAUUUUUGAUCCGAAUAUAAGGAGGAUGACCUACAAGUCUUAGAAGCUGAGUGAUAAGCCGAUCCACCGCUAACGAUACAAUGCUAAAGAAGAAAUACAAACUACAGACAUAAUAAAACAAUCACUUACUAUACAAUGUCUGCUCUCACCGGGGUGCCAAUUGAGGAGAUGUUUAUAUCUUCACGUUUAAAUGGAGAAUUCAUCAUGCAAGUAAAAAAAUAAGAAAGAGAUGAGCGCAAGCAAGCUUCUUUUCGUGUCUUUCUCGACAUCUCCGGGUCUAAGUUGAAUGUCAAAGUUGACCAACUUCUCGGUUUAAGGCCACCACCUUCUACUCUACAAGUGAGAGGCAAGAUUUGAAAUUGAGAAUUAACUUUCACCAGCUCAGCAGCAAUGCAGCAGCUCACCAGCUCAGUAUGUCAAUAGCUUCAUAAGCUAGGUCCCUCCUUGUGAUCGCGGCGCCGCUAAAAGUAGUUCCUUUGCAUUAGCGCUUGUAGCAACAAUAUCGCUAACGCUUGGUUUAUAUUCCGAUCACGAAAUAUAAAUGGAGUAUUGUUUGUAUUUUUUUCGACGUUUUUAAUGGACGCAAUAGAUGACUUCAAUUAGCUUCUUGGUUAGCCACCUCGUACUUGUCGUGUUUUACAAAUUUGAAUGCAAAAAAAAAAAAGUGUUCUUGUCUUGCAUUGGAAUUGUGAAUGACAGGCAAAAUACCCCCCAAAAAGUGCAGUUCCCAUUUAAGAAGCCAAAAUUCCCCCAAGAAAGUGCAGUUUCCUCCAAGAAGCCAAAAUAAGGACAAAUAAGAAGCAACUUGUGGUGCUUCCCGCAUACAUUGGGCAGGUUUGCCAGUGAGAAGCUGCCCUGGCUCCUUGCUUCCUGCAGUAUUUUGCUGUUUGACAGUGGAAAAAAUGGCAAUGUCUGCACUGAAAAGGAGUUCUAGUUUUAUAGAACCGCAGUGAAUGAAGGUUAGCCAUUACCUGAGUGAGGAAAUACUAGUAUCGCCUUCUCAUGUUUCUGCUGUUGGUUUUUGUCAAAUAAAUGACCCUGACGGCGUCUUCUUAGGGGAUGACAAGUAUUCCAAGAUGGCAAUUAGGUACAUUCAUGUAUUUUGCGGAGGAAAACACCAAAAAAAAGUCGAACCAAAUAACGUUUUGAGACUGUUUUUCUUAGCUAGAUCCUUUGACUUAGUGUUUUACUUCUUCCCUUUAGCUGCCCCCCAUCACCCCAGAAGCUUUAGUGAAUUAAACAGGUGUUACAUACUCCAUGCUUGAAUUACUGCAGCAACUAGGCAAAAUAAGCAGCGGCGUCUUCGUUUUUGAAGAUUCUUAAUUUGAUGCAGGAAACUGCAACCAAAUGUGGUGUUGCUCGUGAUUCCGAUUCAUAAAUAAAGCACUGGUAGUGUUUUUGACAAGGACUUAAUUACACAGUGAGUGGAAGAUAACAUAGAAAAUAAUAGUAUUUGUCAACCUUGCCUUUUGUUGCUAAAGGGGGGUCCUAUUCUACAUUUGCUACAGGUUUAGCACUGGAUUCAUUUUCAUGCCACUCCGAAAUCUCCUAAACAUUUGGGUACAACAACUUUGAGAGGUUUCUCACGGAAUCUCACAUUUCACACGUCACAACUUGCUGGGAGUCACCUGCUAAUCAACGACCGCUCUUUUUGGACGUCAGCUAGAACGUGUUUUUUAGACAUGGGAAAUGUGAACCUUAAGACUUCAUUAUGCCCCCCCCACCUCAAAAACUCAUUUAAACUUAAUGUGCACUCCCCAACAAAAAAAUAAAUAUCUAAAAGCUUCAUUAUGCUACAGCGUAGGCCAACUUUUUGAUUCUAUUGUAGCUCGUCUGCGGGGGCUGAGUGCAUGACCUGCAAUUCUGUGCCAGUGUUUUCCUCAACUCUUGUUGAUUAGCUGUCAAUAACUUCCUGAGUAGUAGUAGUAGCGAUGUCCAGGUGGUUGUUGGAAGAUGAGCUACAACAGGAACAAGACAGAACUUGUUUUUGGUGGAGCUUAUUUAAGACUUAUCUCAAGUUCACUUAACGGACAGCAUUUUUGUCAACAAAGCCCCGUCUGACACCAGAUAUCCAAUUCUCAUAUAAUUCUUCCUUAUUGAUAACGAUGAUCACAUGACUAGUUAAGGGGGGCGUGUGUCUGGGUGCCUGGGAGUGGCGGUCGGGGGCCCGUCUGACCAAUCGCAACAAAGUAUAAGCGUGGUCACAGUUGGAGCAUGUCAGCCAAGAGGAGAAGAAGGCAGAUUUACCCCCGCACACUAUUUGAGAUUGACGGAGUGUGUUAUUAAAAGCCCACGUAAUGAGCAGGAAUUGGCCCCUUCAACUCCUAAUAGAGUAUUCUACAUCUUGUUCAUUCAUUUUCUAACCAUUUAGAAGUUAGCAAAUGAAAACCCACAAGACAACCUCCUGCUUGUUUUCCAUGCAGGACUUUUCAAGGCCUGUCACUCUCCUCUUUCACACAAAAAACUACUUGUAUAUACAAUUAAAAACAUUAAUUACAUGUUUUUUUUUCCUUUUGUAAAGGGUUUUAAUAAGAGGUUUAUGGUAUCACUAUAUUUUUCCUUCACCCUUUCUAAUUUCUGAUGUACAUGAAGUAUGUGGGGGGGAAAAAUCUAUGAAAUGGUCACCUUAAUAAAUUAAAUCAAACAUUA